AUGGUCCACACGGACCGCCGAACGCAGCAACAGCAGCGCGUCCAGCGGGUCAGUAUCGCUCUCAAGUUCGCACUCGCUCAAAAGUUUGUUAUAGUGCCGUGUAUUGUGCAAAGACGCGGCAGGUUACCUAUCGCAAAUCAAACUGGGAAUGGACAGCCGAGAAUUUCUGACGGAACCGCACCAGGAGACCUCAACCGUCGCCAAAUUGCAUGUUCCAAAGGCACCCGACAAAUACGUACGUUACCAACCACUUGGUGGAUAAGUGUUCAGGAACGGGUGAAGAAACUUGAGGACAGCCUCUGUGGACUUCAGUCCAACGUGGAAUCCAAGAGAAGCAAUAUACUGGAGGAAAUAUACCAAAAGAUAAACAACCUUGAGACUAAAAUUGCCGAAAGCGAAGCCCAGGAGAGGAGGGCAUGCAGCGAAACUAACAAAAAGGUAGGCGACAACGCAAGCAACAACCAUCCUCAGAUUGACGCGAUCCAACGAAGCGUCACGGCCGCAAAAGCCAAACAUGAGGCCGAAACAAAGGAAGCCGUAGUCAAAAUGGAGGCUGUAUACCAGAGGUUUACCGAGACGCUCCGCGCCGAAAAAGAGCAGUGGAAGCAAGUCGAGAAUGACGCCAUAAACGACAUAAAUAGCCACAUUAAACGCAUAAGGGAUGACCUAGAGGAAAUGAAGAAGUCGAAGACGCAUCUGGCCUCCUACUUGCGCCAGUACAUUGACAACGAACUUCCUCAACUCAAGCUGCGCGUGGCAGCGGCUGGGGAUGACAUUGCCGCUAUGGAGAAAACCAUCAUCACUAAUACGCAUGACGACCUGCUCACGCUGGCCUCCUUCAUCAAACAGGAGACUAUGCAACUGAACGAGAUGAAGCGCAGUACGAUGCUCGAGGUGAACAAAAACUCGGAGGUCGUCAAAGCACAACUUGCAAAGGUAAGGAGCACCCGAGCGCGAGGAACGCAUACACAUGCAACAGAGAUUGGUGAGCCUAAUGGAGGAGACCCUCAAAAGGCUAGGGACGCCGCUCUAGGAUCCGCCGACACCGCUCGCGAAAUCGAGGCAUUAUAG
Molecule: messenger RNA, 1071 nt
Organism: Babesia ovata
Lineage: Eukaryota; Apicomplexa; Aconoidasida; Piroplasmida; Babesiidae
Exons: 7
Coding region: 1-1071 (356 amino acids)
Source: RefSeq, a predicted model, not a curated record